AUGAAGUCCAACGCAACGAUGCAAAAUAAAUUUACUAAGCAAAAUGAGAUUAACCGUCAAAGGCUGGCGCAAGAACUUGUGAAACUCGAGAAGGUGGAGAAGUCAGACUUGAGGAUGAUAGAGACUGCGAGGCACCGAUUUCGAUUGCGUCACAAGAAUCUGGAAGCAUGGCAGCCAUCCUUUGGAUCAAGCGCUAUUAAUGUGCGCAUGUACGAAACUCACAAUCCUGGCUUUUGCUACCAUUGCACGGGCAUCAUAAAAAAAAGCGGCCAGACAAUCGAGCAGGAACAAGCGCCGAAAGAUUCCUACGAGUUCGUGCGCUCAAUAGUAUUCACUAAGGGAGAGGUAGAUCCUGAUAAAGUUCUUUGUCUCCAUCUGCUGACUGCUCACAGUACGAAAUGGAAAGACGAUGACGGCUCCACUAUCAAACCUAUUUCGUCCUUAUUGGAAAAAGCUAAGAACAAACAUUUUUCUGGCAUGUGGAACAACGUCAUACCUUGUUACGUGGUGGAUACUCAAGUAAUCUCAUCAAACACAAAACUCCACGAAGAUCCACGGAAGAAGAUUUUAGAUGAUCAGGUGAUGUAUGAAUUCGAGGAAAAGUAUAAACAAUAUAUGAAAAAGGACGCUGAUUUUGAAAAGGCUUUAUCGUCUAAUGCUAAACACGCGCAGAGAAUAAUGUUGCAGGGCAUCGAUAAAAUGCCCGCAAUUUCUCCUCAUGUCUACUCCUUACUUGGAGCAUCUCAUGAACUGCGAAUUAAACAAGCCCUUGCCGAAGGUAUAGUGAGAAGAAGAUAUGCUACCUCUAAUAUGGAAUUGAACAAAUUUAAUGAGAACAGUUUGUCUUUUCGUCUCGACGACGAUGACGAUAUUUUAAGUAGAACAACUAUGAACGUAUCGACUAGAAACUGGAUUUCGAAAUCAUAUAGUCCUUCGAGAAGAUCCACAUUUGGAUCCUUGUUCAAACUUGACCAAGGAAUUACUAUGUUAAAGUCAAAACCAAGAAAAAAUCAAGAUACUAUGCCUAAAGAUCUUGUUACUAUAAAAUCCAGCGUUAAAGCGAUGAAAGAAAUACCUUCGAAGACUUCCAGCAUCAAAUCUCCUUUUUAUAGCAUGUUUAGCAGUCGACAAUCCAUUAAUUCUCUGCUUUCGGCUACAUUGUAUCCAGAGAUGAUGGCAAAAUGUAGGAAACGCAUUUAUUUAAACGCACCAAUUAAAUUGAUAGAGCUUAGAAACAAAGAAUAUCAAAUUGUACCAAUUCUUGUGAAUUAUCAGCUCCAAGCAUUGGUGCAAACUGUAUUCGAAGUUCUUGAACGCGUGAAUCCUGAAAAAUCCAAAAAAAUAAUCGAUACUGCAAGAGAUACAAAAGAGAUAAAUAAGAUGCUAUUGCGUCCGGAGAUACAAAAUUUUAUACAAUCACUGUUGGGUCAGUCGUUGGUCUCAUCCCCGGAAAGCUUCGUGGUUUCAUUGGCAAUGAUGACGGAUGAGAUAGAUCUUCGAUUCGAGGGAAUGCUAGAAAAGGAAAUAAUUGCGUUGACUCUAGAAAUGCCGUCACUUCCAUCUCUGGAUGCUCUGAUUGCCGAGAUACGAAAUAACAUUUUUCUCGAUAACAAGAAACCCGAACAAGAUACCAGUGCGACAUCUUCGAAUCCAAAUAGGGGAAAAGUUAAAAAGAAAAAAAGUGUAAAAAGAGCGAACUUGAAAAAUUAUUCUCGCUGGAGUAAGAGUAAAGGCUGUAGCAGCGGUAUGUCUCCACACAACAAGUCGAAAGAAGAUAAUGUUAUGCAACUCUCGGAGACGAAGUGUGGAAACAGCCUAAGGAAAACCUCGAAGAUAAAAGCAGCCGACCAACUGAGAAUUUCAGGAAAUGUUCUCGCCAAACGUACUUCGAAUUCCAAAUCCUGGAACAAUGCCCAGGAUCUCGGUCAUUUAAACGCAAAUCAUGUAAUAUUGCAAAGAAUGACGAACACUCAGAGAAUCUUAGUAGGACAAAUGUGUGCCUCUCUUAAGACCAAGAAAAUUAAUAAUCAAGGUUUAAUUGAUGAAAGCGUACCACUUGCUGCACUAAUUGCUCCAGCUCUUUCGCGUGAUAGUAUCAAAAUCUUGACCCGAGAUGCAAUAUUUUCAAAAACAAAUAUCACACAUGAAGAAGAAAUAGAGGAUAACAUUGUAGUAGAUAAAUUAACUGGUCCUUUGCUUGCAAAGGUUGUUGUUUAAAUAUUCCUCUUCUAACAGAAUCUCAUCUAUAAUAAAAAUUAAAUUCAUAAAUUAUCAUAUAUAUUUUUUAGAUACGACAAGAUAUAGCAGAAGAUGAAACAAACCGACGUUUGAAAAUUUUCUUAAAAAAUGAAAUCUUAUAA
Heterotrigona itama is the source of this 2360-nucleotide messenger RNA. Lineage: Eukaryota; Metazoa; Arthropoda; Insecta; Hymenoptera; Apidae. The record is from the annotation of a GenBank genome assembly.